AUGACAGUGCUGUGGGCGGCGCUGGUCGGCCUGUCGUGGGUGGGCGCCGGCUGCUUGAUGAGCUCCGCUUACGACGCCUACCUGCUGGAGCCCACCAAGUUCGCCGUGGACACCGCCUACCUCCACUGGGACACAGUUUUCCCGGCCGUGACCAUCUGCGAAAGGAGGAACAAGUCCAGGCUCACUGCGUACACCAAACGGACGUUCGGCGCUCGCCACAGCUGGCAGAUUGACCUGCUGCUGGAGACGCUGGCCUACGACUCUCCAAGCGAGCUGGCGCCCUCCUUCUGCCGCCGCGCCAACUGCCCCACGGACAACUUCUCCGCCAUCGUUGCACAGAUACACAGGAGUUGCGAGGAGCUGCUGUCGCGGUGCUGGUGGAACGGCGAGCCAUUCGCCUGCUGCCAGCACGCGCCACCCCUCAGAACGGAGGUGGGCUCCUGCUUCGCCAUCAACAGCGCCCAGACGGACGGGAAUGAGUCCGACAGAAAAAAAUUAACAUGCAAUCGCACGACGAGGCGCGGAUCAUUGAAGGUCGAAGUAAAAGCUGAAGUUAUAGUGUUCGUGCACCCUCGGGACGAGGUGCCGCACCUGACGACGACGGUGGCGCGCGCCGUGGUGCCGGCCCGCGGCGUGCGCCACCUGCACGUGGUGCGGGUGCGCGAAGCGCGCUUCGAGCCGGCCGUGGGCAGGAUGGUCGCGGCGCGGCGCGGCUGCCGCCUGCCCGGUGAAGUCGCCGACCGGCCGCCGCCGCUUUACCCCGUCUACUCGCGGGGCGCCUGCGUCGCCAGCUGCCGCGCGCACCGCCUCUACCAGCUCUGCAACUGCACGCCGCCGCUCACGCCCCGGCUCCCAGGCCACCCAGUGGGCAGGUGCAGCGUGUCGGCUGGUGACGCGGUGUACGGUGGUGUCGUGUUACCAGGCGCAGAGGAGUGCGACCUGGCGGGCCUCGGCUGCCUGCGGAGCAGCGCCGGCCAGUGGCUGCGGCAGGCGCCACGCUGGGGGCCUCCUGGCCGCGGCCUGCACUGCGACUGCCCGCUCGCCUGCCUCGACGCCGAGGUCGACACCAUCCACCAGCGCGCUGACAGCAUUGCGAGUCACACAUCAUUCUAUGAGCUGCAGCUUAACCAGUUGCCCACGGAACGGGACUUUAGGCUCGUCGCUAACGACGGACUCAGCCUUGUGGUGUCCAUCGGCGGGGCGGCGGGCCUAUUCGCGGGUGCCAGCCUGCUGAGCUUCGUGGAGCUGCCCUACUACCUGUGCCUCAGAACUCGCUGCUGCGCUGCCCGCCACCGUCGGCGGCCUCCACCGACCCCUCGUCUGAUGUUCCUGCCGUAG
This is a messenger RNA of Schistocerca gregaria, 1338 nucleotides long. RefSeq lists its product as uncharacterized. Gene Ontology annotation, molecular function: ligand-gated sodium channel activity. Lineage: Eukaryota; Metazoa; Arthropoda; Insecta; Orthoptera; Acrididae. The record is from RefSeq and is a predicted model, not a curated record. Bases 1 to 1338 code for a protein of 445 amino acids. Gene Ontology annotation, cellular component: membrane. The transcript is spliced from 9 exons. Gene Ontology annotation, biological process: sodium ion transmembrane transport.